AUGAAAGACGGACACAGACCCGACCUUUUCCGCUGGAAAAAAAUAACUCAGAGCAAAAAACCAUCAACCACGAAGAGAGUGGAGAAAGCUUCAGAGUUUGCAGUCUCUGAGGUUUUCUCCCUUAAGAAAUCCAAGACUGGCAUUCAUCAUCAGGCAGUUUCAUUACAGAGCACAGAUCAAUUGCAAGACCAUGAUGAGGCAUACGAUGAAGCGCAGGCAAUUCUGAGCGAAUGGAUGAACCAAAAGGUGCGCCUUGAACUCGAGAUGGAUGAUGAAGAGGAGGAGGACAUUACAAACUACAAAAUAGGGGCCCCUGCGUCGAGGUCACAGAAUCGUUCAGCUGUGCCACAGUGCAAAAGUUUUUAUGACAUGUAUACCAACCUGGAGCAGGAAGAGGAAAGCUCCGUGGUGAAUAACAUCCUGCAGGAGCUCAUGGAGCACGACGUGUUGGAUCCUGGGAUAGUGGAGGACCUGAGUCUGGACUCUGCCGACAGGGCCAAGAGGAGAACACGGAACCCGGGCCUGACCAUGGAGGUGCGGCACCGACAGGUGAAGGAGAACCGACUGAAGAGAGACUUGGAGCGGGACAGGGAGCGGCGGGAGAGGGAGGCGCAGAGGGAGGUGCGCGAGGAGGCCCAGAGGAGGGUGAGGGAGGAGGAGAGGAGACGUCAGCAGGAGGCGCGGAGGAAAGACGAACUCCUGCAGCAGGAGGUGGUGCGGCUGCGCCGAGAGAUGGAGGAGAGGAGAGCCGUGGAGCAGCUUGCUCGGAGGAUGGAAAGAGAGAGGCACCACAGAGAAGCCAAGCAGAGAGAAACUCGGUCCAUUAAACCUGCAGCGCUCGCAUUACACUCCCAGAAGCAGCGAGACGAGGAACAACUUGUGCAAGAGCAGGUGGAGGCUAGAGUCCACAUGCUGAAUCUACAAUGCCUGCAGAAGCACUUCUCAGCCUGGUUCACCUUGGUGCUAGCACGGCGUCUGCGUGAGGGCAAGGCGGCAGCGCUCUGUGAUUGGAGGAGGAAACUGGGGGUAUGGCGGGCAUGGCGAGCGCUGGUGUGGGCCAAUAAGGAAGAGAGAGAGGCGGAGAGAACAGAGGAGGAGCUGCGAUUAGAGCACAGGCGUUGUCAAGUGGCCGCGGAGGGUGACCGUAAAAGGCUGCUGAGACGGUGCCUGAAUGAUUGGCAGCUUUGGUGUCGAAUGGAGAGAGAGCGACGGGAGCUGCUCCAGCAACAGGAGGAAACCAAACGAAAAAUGGCCGCCCUGAUUUCUGCUGCCGUCUCAGGGAAGUUAGGGUCUGAGCACGCCUCUGUUCAGCUAAUCACAGACCUACCUGAGAAAUGUAGCCAAUCAGAACCCAUAAAGACCAAGGCUGCCAUCCCUGCAUUGCAAUGCCCUGGCGCUGCGCCUGCCUCCGCCUCCCCUCUAAUUGCCACGGACGGUGCCCGGGGCGAUGCCCGUGGAGAUGCCUGCGGUGGUGGCGGUGGUUCCCUGCCGAAGCAGGCUUGGCAGGUCACCCGCGGGCACGGCGCCCUGACGGUGGCCGAGCUGCAGCAGCUGGCCAGAAGGAAGGGCCCCCAGGAGGGACUGCUCGCCGAUGCCCCCCGAUGCCCCGGAGUGGAGCUGCGCGGCGGGAGGUUCGAGCACCGGCACGCCGCGCAGCGGCAGGUGAUCGCCGAGCAGAGGCGGCUCCUGCGGGAUCAGCAGGAAGUGAUCGCUCGGCUGCAAGAGACGCGGAGCAUGGCGGAGCUGCGGACGCGGGCCACUGCGCACGCCCCAGCGGGGCCCGGGCAGCCAAUCACACGGCUUGACGGCCACCAGCAGCCACCCAAAAACCUCCAGGGCCCCAGUGAGCCAAUCACAGAGAAGCCGGAUGACGCUAGGCCCCAAGGCAUCUCAGGGAAAACCAAUAUGAGAAACGUGGUCCCGAGACACCAACAGAAAUCCACAGCCCCGCACCCUACUGUGCAAGCGAUGGAGGAGAGAGCUCGACAGCGUGCUGAACGUAGGAAAGAGGUAGAGGAGAGGAAGAGACAGAUAGAGCAGGAGAGACUUGCCCAGCUGAAAGCAGCAGAGGAGGAGAGACAGAGGGUGGAGGAGGAGGAGAAGCGUAUCGCCUCCGAGAAGAAAAGAGAGGAGCGGAGGAAGGAGCGGGAGAGGGAACUGGAAAAACAGAUGAAACAGGAAAGGGAACAGAAGCUCCUGCACCAGGCCAAGGAGCACUACCAAAGGAGCCUGCUGCUCCGGCAAGGCCUAGCGCCAUGGAAACGGCUCAUGGAGCAGUGCCACGGCAACACGCAGCUGGCUACCACCCAUCAUGGCCACCGGGCCCUCAGACGCUGCUUCCUGCUUUGGCACAGCGCCAGCCAACAGCGCCAGGCUCACCGAGAGGCCUGUGCCGCCCACCUCCACCGAAAUAUACUCCUGCGGAGGAGCCUCGCCAGCUGGAAGCGGCUGAAGGACUACCGCUCAUUCCUGGAGGCGCGGGCUCAGAGGUUCUGCCGUGAGCGGGUGCUGCGUCGCGUCUUCGCGGCGCUCCUGGAUUACGUGACGGAUGAGCGGCUAGCGGCGUGGGACCGCGAGCAGCUGGCACAAGAGCACAACACCAGGCGGGUGGUGCGUAGUUGUUUCCUCGACUGGCGACGUCUGCCAGAGCUCCAGAGAGAGGAGAAGAAGAGGGAGGUCCGUAGGGAUCAGCUCCGACGCAAGGUAGCUGAAAUCCUGCCCGACUUCCGGGCAUCCCCCAGGGACUCUAUCUGGAGCCCAGUCCCACCUCCCCUCUGAGUCACUGACACACUUUCCGGGACACACGCAUUGACGUGAACAGACAAACCCUCACAAACACACUUGCACAGAUCCACCAUUCCAAGCUCCCAGCGUGAAGCAGGUUGUGGGUGGAUUCAUAUUUGUACCAUGUUCAUCCACACACUUACAUAUACAUGCAUGCCUGUGGGAAUGUGGCCGCAAAAAUACACAAACACCUGGACAUUCACUCGCGCACUCACUCAUUCACUCGUUUGCUCACUCGCUCUCUCUCUAUAUACCAUAGACACUUUCAUGUACAAAAUCUAGUCUCAAAACUGAACGAAGGUCGAAGUUAAAAGAAAACAUCACACAAUCACAUACUGGUCCACUAUUUGUCU
Molecule: messenger RNA, 3137 nt
Organism: Sardina pilchardus (European sardine)
Lineage: Eukaryota; Metazoa; Chordata; Actinopteri; Clupeiformes; Clupeidae
Gene: ccdc191
Product: coiled-coil domain containing 191
Exons: 15
Coding region: 1-2778 (925 amino acids)
Source: RefSeq, a predicted model, not a curated record